Molecule: messenger RNA, 577 nt
Organism: Leptinotarsa decemlineata (Colorado potato beetle)
Lineage: Eukaryota; Metazoa; Arthropoda; Insecta; Coleoptera; Chrysomelidae
Gene: Gpa2
Product: Glycoprotein hormone alpha 2
Biological process (GO): cell surface receptor signaling pathway
Molecular function (GO): hormone receptor binding
Source: RefSeq, a predicted model, not a curated record
AAGUAUUUGAACUGUUUGUCCAACCCUUCAUUCCAAGUUACGCUGUGCACGUAACAACAUCGAAAAAGUGAAAACACAUCCAGAAUGCCACCUUUUUGGUUUUUAUUUGUUGCUGUUUCUUCCUCUAUUGAUUUCAUACCAGGAUCAGCAAAUGCGGGUGAGGCUUGGCGAGCUCCAGGCUGCCAUAAAGUUGGACACACAAGAAAAAUCAGCAUCCCGAACUGUGUCGAGUUUCACAUGACGACGAACGCUUGCAGGGGUUUUUGCGAAAGCUACGCGGUUCCUUCUCUUCCUAAGAUCACUCCCACACAACCGGUUACUUCCAUCGGCCAGUGUUGUAACAUAAUGGAGACGGAGCCAGUAGAAGCCAGAGUUUUAUGUGUGGACGGAAUGAGGACACUCACUUUCAAAUCAGCAGUCACUUGUUCCUGCUACCACUGUAAGAAAGAUUAGAGUGAGAGAGAUACUGUCGAGGCGUUGAUCACAUAUGAAUAUUUAAAAAAUUACAAAAAAAUUCAAGGUGAUUUGUAAAUGUGAUGUACAUUAUAUUAUACUAUAAUUAUUGUAUAUACUAUGC